CGAGAAUUUAAUGAAAACAAAUUUGCGAAAUGAUUACAGGGAGUGAAGUAAAAUACAAAAAAGUCCUAGUAUGGGAAAGUAUCAUUGUUCUAGGGACAUUUCAUGUUAUAAGUACUUAUGCACUAUGGCUUAUUCUUUCGUUACAAAUAGGUUUGAAAACCUUGAUAUUCACCUGGUUAAUGGAAAUACUGGCAAUUCUCGGAUCAACGGCGGGCUCCCAUCGAUUAUGGUCUCACAGAUCGUACAAAGCCAAAUGGCAGUUGAAAUUGUUUCUGGCUGUGGCUCAAACAGUGGCUUUUCAAAAAACCAUCUUCGAAUGGGCAAGAGAUCAUCGAAUUCAUCAUAAAUACACCGAAACCGAUGCGGAUCCUCACAAUGUUAAAAGAGGAUUUUUCUUCGCUCACAUGGGUUGGCUUUUCGUUAGAAAACAUCCGGAUGUUAUCGCGAAAGGAAAAACUAUCGAUUUAAAUGAUAUUUAUUCAGAUAGAAUCGUGAUGUUGCAAAGGAAAUACUACUUUCCGUUAGUGCUAGUUUUAUGCUUUGCUAUACCAACAUAUAUUCCAAUCUAUUAUUGGGGAGAGACUUUUUCGAAAUCGUUCAGUAUGAACGUUCUGAGACACGUCAUCGGUAUCAACAUAACAGGUUUAGUUAACAGUAUAGCACACACGUGGGGAUACAGACCCUAUGACAAGAACAUAGCGCCUUCUGAAAGCCUGUUAUGUUCGUUGUUCACCUGCGGAGAAGGUUGGCACAAUUUUCAUCACGCUUUCCCGUCGGAUUACAAAACUGGAGAGUUGGGUUUCGGCUUUAUAAAUUUGACAACUGGUUUUAUUGAUUUAAUGGCAAUUCUUGGUUUAGCUUAUGAUUUGAAAACCGCUUCAGAGGAAUUGAUUCGAGCUAAAAUGGCUAAUAGAGGUGACGGGACUAGGCCGUACUUGCAUUGAAGUUAAAGAAACCGUUUUUGUAUUUCAAACUGUAUUUCAACUUGUAUUUCAAUA
Molecule: messenger RNA, 998 nt
Organism: Phyllotreta striolata
Lineage: Eukaryota; Metazoa; Arthropoda; Insecta; Coleoptera; Chrysomelidae
Source: the annotation of a GenBank genome assembly